GGCAAUGGCGACCUCAUCGACGAGCCACUUACCGCUGGAGUACUGGAGCGGAUCUUGCUCACGCAGUUGGCGCCCUUGCGCAACGACAUCGCGGCCAUCAAGCCCCACGGGGUCUCCCAGAAGAAUCUUAGCGACGUGGUCGGCCCCCUGAAGGACGAGGUCAACGACCUCAUCAAAC
Messenger RNA from Prorocentrum cordatum, 178 nucleotides. NCBI's taxonomy places the organism in Eukaryota, Dinophyceae, Prorocentrales, Prorocentraceae. The record is from the annotation of a GenBank genome assembly.